Molecule: messenger RNA, 4537 nt
Organism: Vitis riparia (riverbank grape)
Lineage: Eukaryota; Viridiplantae; Streptophyta; Magnoliopsida; Vitales; Vitaceae
Product: pentatricopeptide repeat-containing protein At3g18110, chloroplastic-like
Molecular function (GO): protein binding
Source: RefSeq, a predicted model, not a curated record
UCAUUGAUUUCUGCACUUUCACUACCUGGGUUUGUCUCCUUAAACCCUGAAGGCUGAUGGGUAAAGCCCUAUAAUCUACAAAACCCCUGAAAAUCCAGGAAACAGCAAGAAAAUCCGAGGUCAUGCCAGUGGCAAUGGCAUGCGCUGGAGUGCUGGCAUUCUCAUCUGUGCCCAAAAACUCAGACCCAUCAUCAUCAUCAUCAUCAUCAAAGGUAUGCAGAAGCUCUACUGCUACAGUUUCUUGCGUUUCACAUUGCGUAUGUUCUGCUGCUAGUACCAGUAUUGCCACUGAACAAGCCAAUUUACAGAAAUUUAGUUACAGCAGGGCGUCUCCAUCUGUGAGAUGGCCUCACCUGAAGCUGACUGAGAAUUACCCACCAUCACAGAGGCCUACCCAUGUUGUGGAAGAUGUGGGUCUUUUGGAAAACACUCAUGAUUCUUUAGGAAAAGAGGAAACUAGGGAGAUAGGUGAAGCGGGUUUUGGGGAGGGUUUGGAAUUGGGUGAUGAAACCCAGGAUUUUUUGGGGAAAACUAGUAAGAAUAGGGUGAAGAAAAUGACUAAAUUGGCUCUUAAAAGGGCUACAGACUGGAGGCAGAGGGUACAGUUUUUGACCGAUAGGAUACUGGGGUUGAAAUCAGAGGAGUUUGUGGCUGAUGUGUUGGAUGAUAGAAAGGUUCAGAUGACGCCUACAGAUUUUUGCUUUGUUGUGAAGUGGGUUGGGCAGUCGAGCUGGCAACGGGCAUUGGAGGUUUACGAGUGGCUGAAUCUUCGCCACUGGUACUCUCCCAAUGCCAGGAUGCUCGCCACUAUAUUGUCGGUGCUCGGGAAGGCCAAUCAGGAAGCAUUGGAUGUGGAAAUAUUUGCCCGAGCAGAGGCUGCAGCUGGUAACACUGUCCAAGUUUACAAUGCAAUGAUGGGUGUUUAUGCCCGAACAGGUCGGUUCACUAAGGUUCAAGAAUUGCUUGAUUUAAUGCGGUCACGGGGAUGUGAGCCCGAUCUUGUGAGCUUCAAUACUUUGAUAAAUGCCUGGUUGAAAUCAGGUACCAUGGUAACAAAUUUGGCAAUUGAACUGCUUAAUGAGGUUAGAAGGUCAGGUAUUCAACCUGAUAUAAUCACUUACAGCACUCUUAUUAGUGCUUGUUCACGUGAGUCCAAUUUGGAGGAGGCAGUGAAGGUGUACAAUGACAUGGUGGCUCAUCGUUGUCAACCUGAUUUAUGGACUUAUAAUGCAAUGAUUUCAGUUUAUGGAAGAUGUGGAAUGUCCAGAGAGGCAGGUAGGCUCUUUAAGGACUUGGAGUCAAAAGGGUUUCUCCCUGAUGCAGUGACGUAUAAUUCUCUGCUAUAUGCAUUUGCUAGAGAAGGGAAUGUGGAUAAGGUCAAGGAGAUUUGCGAGGACAUGGUAAAAAUGGGUUUUGGAAAAGAUGAAAUGACUUAUAACACCAUUAUCCACAUGUAUGGAAAGCGAGGACAGCAUGAUCUAGCAUUUCAGCUUUAUAGUGACAUGAAACUGUCAGGCCGAAGUCCUGAUGCUGUUACCUACACUGUUUUGAUUGAUUCACUUGGGAAAGCAAAUAUGAUAAAGGAGGCUGCAGAGGUGAUGUCCAAGAUGUUGAAUGCAGGAGUUAAACCCACUUUGCGAACUUUCAGUGCUUUGAUUUGUGGGUAUGCCAAGGCCGGGAAGAGGGUGGAGGCUGAAGAGACUUUUGAUUGCAUGUUGAGGUCCGGGAUCAAACCUGAUCAUCUAGCAUACUCUGUUAUGUUAGAUAUCCUUUUAAGGUUUAAUGAGAGUGGGAAGGCAAUGAAGUUGUAUCAAGAAAUGGUUCUUCAUAGUUUCAAGCCAGAUCAUGCCCUUUAUGAGGUCAUGCUUCGAGUACUUGGGAAGGAAAACAGAGAGGAAGAUGUUCACAAAGAGGUCAAGGAUAUGGAGGAGUUAUGUGGUAUGAACUCACAAGUUAUUUGUUCUAUGCUUGUUAAGGGGGAAUGUUUUGACCAUGCUGCUAACAUGUUGAGAUUGCCCAUCAGCCAGGGCUGUGAACUUGACCGUGAGAAUUAGUUAUCUAUUUUGGGUUCAUAUGGUUCAUCUGGAAGACACUUGGAGGCACGGGAGUUGCUUGAUUUCUUGAGAGAACAUUCUUCUGGAUUGCAUCAAUUGAUAAAUGAGGCUCUGAUUAUCAUGCUUUGCAAGGCUCACCAGCUGGGUGAUGCUUUGAGAGAAUAUGGCAAAGCUAGGGAUUUUGGUUUGUUUUGUGGAAGUUUCACCAUGUAUGAGUCCUUGCUUCAGUGCUGUGAAGAAAAUGAACUCUUUGCUGAAGCUUCUCAGAUAUUUUCUGAUAUGAGAUUUUAUGGUGUGGAACCUUCUGAUCACCUUUACCGAAGCAUGGUAGUUACAUAUUGUAAAAUGGGAUUCCCUGAGACAGCUCAUUAUUUGAUUGAUCAGGCAGAGGAAAAAGGCCUUCUAUUCGAUGAUGUAUCCAUCCAUACUGGUGUUAUUGAGGCAUAUGGGAAAUUGAAGCUGUGGCAAAAAGCAGAAAGCUUGGUUGGAAGUCUUCGACAGAAGUGUACAAUGGUGGAUCGGAAGGUUUGGAAUGCCUUAAUACAUGCUUAUGCAGCAAGUGGCUGCUAUGAGCGAGCAAGGGGUAUUUUUAAUACAAUGAUGAGAGAUGGUCCUUCCCCAACCGUAGAUUCCGUGAAUGGUCUCAUGCAAGCUUUAAUUGUUGAUGGGAGACUAGAUGAGCUCUAUGUGGUAAAGGAGUUGCAAGAUAUGGGUUUUAAGAUAAGUAAAAGUUCAAUUACACUGAUGCUUGAUGCAUUUGCACAUGCAGGGAACAUAUUUGAGGUGAAAAAAAUAUACCAGGGAAUGAAGGCUGCCGGUUAUUUUCCUACUAUGCAUCUCUACAGAAUCAUGAUUGGGUUGCUAGCCAAGGGAAAACGAGUAAGGGAUGUUGAAGCUAUGGUUUCUGAGAUGGAAGUAGCAGGAUUCAAGCCCGACCUUUCUAUAUGGAAUUCUGUGCUCAAAUUAUACACAGGAAUUGGGGAUUUUAAAAAGACGGGUCAGGUGUAUCAGCUGAUUCAAGAAGCUGGACUUAAACCAGAUGAGGACACUUACAAUACUUUAAUAUUAAUGUACUGUAGAGAUCGUAGACCAGAAGAAGGUUUGUACCUGAUGCAUGAAAUGAGAAGGGUUGGUUUGGAGCCUAAAUUGGACACUUACAAAAGCCUGAUUUCAGCAUUUGGGAAACUGCAGAUGGUAGAACAAGCUGAGGAACUUUUUGAAGGGUUGCUGUCAAAAGAGUGUAAAUUGGAUCGCUCUUUUUAUCAUAUUAUGAUGAAAAUGUUUAGAAAUUCUGGAAACCAUUCCAAAGCUGAAAAGCUACUUGGCAUGAUGAAGGAAGCUGGAGUAGAACCUACCAUUGCCACAAUGCACUUACUUAUGGUUUCUUGUAGUGGUUCUGGACAGCCAGAGGAAGCUGAAAAAGUUCUUGAUAAUUUGAAAGUGGAAGGUUUACCUCUUAGUACUCUACCGUAUAGUUCAGUUAUUGAUGCUUAUCUUAAGAAUGGUGACCAUAACGUUGCCAUUCAAAAGCUUAUGGAGAUGAAGAAAGAUGGUCUGGAGCCAGACCACAGAAUAUGGACAUGCUUUGUUAGGGCUGCGAGUUUAUCCCAGCACACAAGUGAAGCUAUAGUCCUCUUAAAGGCACUCCGGGAUACUGGAUUUGAUCUUCCAAUCAGGCUUCUCACAGAAAAAUCUGAUUCUCUAGUUUCUGAGGUAGACAAUUGUUUGGAGAAACUAGGACCCCUGGAAGACAAUGCAGCCUUUAACUUUGUCAAUGCUCUCGAAGACCUAUUGUGGGCAUUUGAACUCCGGGCUACUGCUUCAUGGGUUUUCCAAUUGGCAGUUAAGAGGAGUAUCUAUCGCCAUGAUGUGUUCAGGGUAGCUGAAAAAGAUUGGGGAGCUGAUUUUAGAAAGAUGUCUGCUGGUUCUGCUCUUGUUGGCCUCACUUUGUGGCUUGACCACAUGCAGGAUGCAUCAUUACAAGGUUAUCCUCUGUCUCCAAAAUCAGUUGUUCUGAUAACAGGAACUGCAGAAUAUAACAUGGUUUCCCUAAACAGCACAUUAAAGGCAUUCCUUUGGGAAAUGGGUUCUCCAUUUCUUCCUUGUAAAACACGGAGUGGGCUUCUUGUAGCAAAGGCCCACUCCCUCAGGAUGUGGUUGAAAGACUCUUCAUUUUGCUUGGAUCUUGAGUUGAAAGAUGCGCCAUCACUUCCUGAAUCAAAUUCAAUGCAACUGAUGGAAGGGUGUUUCCUAAGACGUGGCCUUGUUCCUGCUUUCAAGGACAUAACUGAGAGACUAGGAGAUGUAAGGCCAAAGAGCAAAACAUGUUUAGCAUAAGAGCCAUGUAGUAUUUUCCAUCCACUCCAAGUAUUAAUUGUAACGAGCAUUAAGUGCAUUGAUUGACGCAACUGUUACGAAGAUAAAACACUAGACUUCAAGGCUUAUCAAGAUGGUAACGCGUAAUCAAAGACACAAUUAGGGCA